Molecule: messenger RNA, 1626 nt
Organism: Daktulosphaira vitifoliae (grape phylloxera)
Lineage: Eukaryota; Metazoa; Arthropoda; Insecta; Hemiptera; Phylloxeridae
Product: G-protein coupled receptor moody-like
Exons: 9
Coding region: 264-1385 (373 amino acids)
Biological process (GO): G protein-coupled receptor signaling pathway
Cellular component (GO): membrane
Molecular function (GO): G protein-coupled receptor activity
Source: RefSeq, a predicted model, not a curated record
UAACAGCAUUUCUACCGAUCAUAUUUUAUUCGAGUGAAUGUAAUUGUAGUUUUAACAAAAGUAGACAUUUUUAUGAAUAAUAACAAUAAUAAAUCUUCAAUUUCGUUUAAUGGUGUUUUAACCAUUCAAAUAUAUAUAUAUUUCAAAUAUAAACUUAAAUGUUGUUACUAACAUGGACUUAUUUGAAUAAAUUAUUUAGAUUAUUAACAAGUAAAUAAGAAUAAUUCUUUCUUAUUCUGGACCUUUAGAAGUGAAAAUCAUUAAUGACAAAUUUAUACUCUGAUGAGGAACUCGGAUUUGAACUAUGGGCAAAGAAAAAUCAAAAAGUUAUGCUUAUUGCUGCACUAUUGACAGUACUUAUUAUGUGUGUCGGGAUUAUUGGCAACAGCUUAACAAUUUUAGCUUUAAUUAGAAGUCCUCGAAUUCGAAACGUCGCAUCAACGUUUAUUAUAUGCUUAGGGGCUGCAGACUUGUUAUUUUGUAUUGCAGUUUUACCGUUUAGUGCAUCGAGAUUUUUGAACUUCAAUUGGACACAAUAUGCACCAUUAUGUUCUAUGGUGCCUUUUUUCCAAUACGGAAACGUCGGCGUGUCAUUGCUAUUUAUUUCAAUGAUAACAAUUAACAGGUAUAUUAUGAUAGUGCAUACAAAUCUGUACAGUAAAAUCUAUCGACCGAUUUGGAUUGGUUUCAUGAUCACGUUUUGCUUAAUAUUAGCAUUUGGUAUGCAAGUGCCUACCUUGUUAGGAUUAUGGGGAAAAUUCCAACUGGACCCAAAGCUAGGAACAUGUUCUAUAACCAUUGACAAAUGGGGUCGUUCUUCAAAAACUGCAUUGUUUAUUACAGGAUUUGUUAUACCUUGUAUCGUUAUUGUAUGCUGUUACACCGGUAUCUUUUGGAUAAUACAUAAAUCGGAAAAUCGUAUGCAGAAACAUCAAAUAUCUACAAGAAAUGAUGCAACGAUAAAAUCUAAGCAGUCAAUGAAGAGAAAGCGUAAUGAAUGGAGAAUCACCAAAAUGGUGCUAGCCAUUUUUCUAUCUUUUGUUAUAUCAUACCUACCAAUUACAAUAAUAAAAACAACAGAUCCGUUGGUUAAUUACCCAGGAUUUCAUUUAGUAGCAUAUAUUACUUUAUAUGCAUCAGCAUGUCUCAACCCAAUAAUUUAUGUUAUAAUGAAUAAACAAUAUAGAAAAGCUUAUAAAUCGAUUUUGACAUUCAAAUGUGUAACAUCAAACAAAACAAUUCCUGUUUUCAGAACUCUUUCAAAACGACUACAUCCUCAUGAUCGUUGUCCAGACGAAGGAUGUAAAACUGUUGUUUCUCAAGUGUCUAUUGCUUUGGAACAACUUAAUAACAACACACGUAUUUUGGAUAAUGAAUCACACUAGUUUAAAAUGUUCUAGUUUACAAUCUAGUCAGUGUCGCAUGUAGAAAAUCAAUGACUAAUGGCAAAAUAAAAUGCCCUUUCUAUAUAGUGCCUUUUUAGAAAUUAUAAUUCAUUAUCUUUAUAACUUACCUAUAGUUAAUAGAUAUUCACGAGUUUUAUUAAAUUUUUUAUUAUCUAAGUAAAAUGUUUUGUUCUGUAAUAGUGGAACAAAUCUAAUGAAUAAAAAAUAAAUAACACCUAGU